Molecule: messenger RNA, 600 nt
Organism: Cordyceps fumosorosea ARSEF 2679
Lineage: Eukaryota; Fungi; Ascomycota; Sordariomycetes; Hypocreales; Cordycipitaceae
Exons: 1
Coding region: 1-600 (199 amino acids)
Source: RefSeq, a predicted model, not a curated record
AUGUCGCGUCUCGAGAUCUUACGAAUGUACGCUGCCAACUGGAGGUACCUUCCGCCACUUCUCCAAGGAAAGACUGGUUUCAAAGCCAAAAGGUUUGACUGGGAUCACCGCGGCCCGCAGCACCCCGUCAAGCAGAUGGCUCAGCUAGCCCGGGUGCCCAUGCUGCAGAUACCGCUCGGCUGCAGUCCAGAGGGCGUGCCGCAUUUGCUCGCCGGCCUGGACGCUUGCGACUGGCUCACGCACCUGAAGCUGAGCAUCGCGGCCGAGGGCCUGUGCGGACUGAUGAGCAACGGCGCGUGGCGCUGCUGGUUGCCGGACCUAUGCAAGGCAGCGCUGCACCUGCCGAACCUCGUGGCGCUCGAGGUUGCGCCCGACCGCGAUGGCGGCGGGUGGUCCAACUGCCACGGCAAGAAGGAACUGGCCAGGGCCGCGGAGGAGCUGAUGGCCGCGUGCCCAGGGCUCGAGUACGUCGAGCUGGAGCGGGUGGCGUACGGUGCGGACUGUCAGGAGGGCGUCGGGCGUGAGACGGAGAGGACUUGGAAGAAGCUGACGGAAACUGACAAGGAACUCAGACGGCCACCGUUUUUCGUUCAGGAUUAG